Linum trigynum is the source of this 612-nucleotide messenger RNA. The record is from the annotation of a GenBank genome assembly. NCBI's taxonomy places the organism in Eukaryota, Viridiplantae, Streptophyta, Magnoliopsida, Malpighiales, Linaceae.
AUGGCUCUGAAUCCGCAGCUUCUCCCGAACGGAUUGCCCGUUCCAUUCGUGAACGAGAUGUUUGUGUUGGCUAGAGAUGGCGUUGAGUUCGAAGUCGACAAGAUUCCCGGAAGUAAUCAGGUCAAAGCUAGAGGAACUAUAUACUUGUCGAACGUACGUAUGGUUUUUGUCGCAAAUAAUCCCACUGGAAGCUUGGCUGCUUUUGAUAUGCCCCUGCUUUAUGUCCAUGGUGAGAAAUUUAACCAACCUGUAUUUCACUGCAACAACAUUUCUGGUCAGGUGGAACCGGUUGUCCCAGAGAACGAGAACAGAGCUCUCUACUCAACUCACAAUUUCAAGAUCUUGUUCAAAGAGGGUGGAUGUGGAACCUUCAUCCCACUGUUCUUCAACUUGAUAGCAUCAGUUAGGCAGUUCAAUCAGCAGCAGCAAAAUUAUGCAAGAAGCCCUGUUGUGGACCCGUUGCAGGCAGCCGAGACUCCAGCAGUUGAUGAAAUGAUUAGACAUGCGUAUGUUGAUCCCAAUGAUCCAACAAAGAUCUUCCUGCAGCAGCCAGCUCCAGGAACUGGACCAAGACGUCGUACAUAUCGGGCAUCCGCACCAGAUGCCAUAUGA